AUGAAGGAGGUGCGAGGGAGAAGCCUUAGCUUUCUCGCUUGCGCGGCCAAUGGCGACCCACACUGCCUCCGCGAUAUGAUGAAUUUAUGGAUGGAGGAUUGGUAUCAAUUACGGUACAUAAGAUCAAAGCAACGUUUCAACAAAUCGGUACAUCUAAACGGAAUUGAUACCGUCUAUAAUGCGUCGGAUGGGAGAGCGUUCAAAAGGCAGGCUGACAGCAGCAGUGUCAAAGACAACGCAGACAAAAUAAAUAGGAGGGAGGUGUGGGAAGUGAGGCGGAAGUAUUGGAGCUCUGCGAGCACAGUUUUUGAAGUUCAAUUAUAUCAGAGAGAAGAGAGAGUCUCGAUAUUACCUCAACUGUCACACAUAAAGUGGAAAAUAUGGUCGGCAGUUGUGGGGGGCUAUCGGGAGAGUAGCAAGGGGUGCGGGGUGCAGGGUGCAGGGCUGCUUGCUAGUCGGCGCGCGUACGCGACGCUUCGGCGCGCCGGCAGAAACGCUUCGAACAGGUUUAUAGCUUUUCUUUCAGCUCCACUCAGAUGGAGAGAGGUGAAGAAGCCCGAGGGAGUCUCGGAUUUAUCGUCGCAGGCUGAGGAGCAGCGGCCUCGCACGCCCCGCGCCCCGCACCCCGCACCUAACACUCCGCUACCCAGUACUGAUUUAUACCGCGCAAUCUCGCAAAACUUACUUCACAUUUAA
This is a messenger RNA of Danaus chrysippus (African queen), 696 nucleotides long. The record is from the annotation of a GenBank genome assembly. NCBI's taxonomy places the organism in Eukaryota, Metazoa, Arthropoda, Insecta, Lepidoptera, Nymphalidae.